ACCUCAGCGAGGGAAAAGCGCUACACUGCAUUUCCAUCUGAACUCAGGAGAGCCGGAGGGUCGCCUGUGCUGUCCGCGGACUCAGCCCGGAGCGGCGGAGGAAUACUUCAGACUUCUCCUUAAAGCCUGAGCACUGAUUAGAUUCAAGCGUGUCACAGUAAACAAACCGCCUCUAAUCGGGUUCGCGGAUCAACCUGAGGAAUAAUGACCUCCCGGUGGAGCCACCCAAUCCUGUAACCAAUGGCAACAGUCCAGGCCCUGCCCCUGACCCGAGACCCCAACAAGAGCAUCGGCUCCCUUUUCCCGGCAUCCUCUCUGAAGUCUGCUGACUGCGUCAUGGGAAGUGUGGGCAGUUUGAUCGAGAAUCCGGACGUCUCGCCCACCAAAAGCAGCAGGGCGGUUCCUCAGGUGCCGGAGCGACAGAGCAACGGGCUGCUGAAGAAGGGCUUCAACCAGAGAGAGCUGCUCAAUUACCUCAACAUCACCAAGAAAGAGUCGAAAGGGGGCAAGCACAUCAUCUCCGGGACCUCGUCCAUCAAGAGGGAGCAUUCCAGCGAGGAGGAGAACAUCUACGCCAAGGUCUACCACAAAGACGGCAGAGAGGUGGACAUGGGCAAAAACUCGCUCCCCAUUGGUGGAAAGUUUGACAAGCCUCGUCUCAGACCGUCUGCUUUCAAGCCGGUCACUCCAAAAAACUUCAGCUCUGUGCAGAAUCUUUACCCGUCCAAGUCCGAGGAGCUGGCGAACGGCAGCAAAACAGCAUCCAAAUCGCUGUCCACAUCUUCCUCCUCCUCGUCUCCCUCGCGUGGGGCCACCAGCGCCAAUAAGGGCGUCCUGGCCACGCCUCGUGCCCUCAGCCAGGAGGCCGAAGAGACGGCCUCUGAUUCGGGACACAACUCCAUGAGCAGCCUGCCGCCGUACCGCCCGCCCUACCGGCCGCACCUGGCCCACAUCAGCGCCUCCAUGGGUCACAUCGAUCACAUCGGCUCGCUGGACCGGGCCUCUCUGGGCUCGGGCGGUGGCAGCGGGCCGGCAGGACGCAGCAUGGCCACUCUCGGCCGCCUGCAGGGAUACAGCAGUGGCAGUGAGGCUCCGCCCCCUUACGAGCUGUCGCGAUCGUUGGAGGAGGUGGUGAGGGAGCUGGAGGAGCGGCUGCAGGAGAAAGAGCAUGAGCUGCGGCAGAUGAGGAGGAACCUGGAUGAGAGCGAGGACGCCAUAGCACAGGUGUUUGAGGGGAAGCAGCGUCUGUGGGAGAAGGAGGUGGCCGAGCUGAAGCAGCUGUACGCCACUAAACUGCGGCAGGUUUCCCAGCAGUCUCAGCGCUCUCAGCGCACCCUGCAGCUGCAGCUGUAUAAGGCGCAGCAGGAGCGCAGCCGGCUGCAGGACGAGCUCCAGACCCUGCGCCUCGAGUGCCAGAGCCUGCAGGACCGCGGAGCCACCGCAGGCAGCCACGAGCUCCACCCACAGCUGGAGGAGACCCAAUGGGAGGUGUGUCAGAAGACGGGGGAGAUUUCCCUGCUGAAGCAGCAGCUGAGGGACUCCCAGGCUGAGGUGACGCAGAAGCUGAGUGAGAUUUUCCUGCUGAAGACUCAGCUGAGGGAGACUCGAGGCGAGGUGAGGGCAAGAGACAGCCAGAUCGACCUGCUGCAGCUGGCCCUGCAGACCGAACGCCGCAAAGGCGCCACGCACGAGGACGGCCAGGCUCAGGAGAGCCGAGCGGCAUCCGGAGCCACGGAGGAGCGCCUGAGGGCGGAGCUGCUGCUGGAGCGACGGCAGAGCGAAUCCCAGGCCUCGGCCUUCGAGGCAGAGCGCAACACCUGGCAGCUGGAGAAGGAGAAGGUGAUUCGCUACCAGAGGGAGCUGCAGGCCAGCUACCUGGAGAUGUACCGCAGGAACGAGAGCCUGGAGAGAGAACUGAGGCUGCUCAGAGGGGGCGGGGCCGGAGCGGGUCGGGGUGGGGAUGGAGGCGGCGCUUCAGAGGAGGAAGAGAGACCGCCUUCCGGGCUUCCCUGGAUCGAAAGGAUCGAGUCCUCUGAAAUCUGAGUGUCUGUAUAGAGUCCAGAAGAAAAGUGACGCGUUUGAUUGGCUUCAAAUGUGUUUCUACAUACAUAAAAUACCACAUCAGCACAGUUUGCAUUACUUUUCACUGUGGAGAGCACAGUUUGGUGAUUUCCCUGUUUUAAGUGCACCUGAACACUCAAUUCCGAUUUAAGCUGCGUGUUCACAAAGCCAUUUGGCACGAUGGCGCAGUGGGUAGCACUGUAGCCUCACAGCAAGAAGGGUCUGGGUUCGAUUCCCCUGCCGGGCGACCAGGGUCCUUUCUGUGUGGAGUGCAUGUUCUCCCUGUGUCUGCGUGGGUUUCCUCCCAUGGUCCAAAGACAUGUUAAAUUGCCCCUAGGUGAGAGUGUGAAUGUAUAUGUCUGCCCUGUGAUGGUCUGGUGACCAGUCCAGUUCCCCAGGUGACCCAGAAGCGUAAGCGGCUGAGAAGGUGUGUGUGUUGUUCUCACAAUACUGCCUUCAUCUCCAGAGAAAAUGAAAGGGAGGCUAAAAUAAAAAAUGGUUCUACCCACUGUAGUGAAAGAGCAGUGUCAGUUUAUUAUAGACACUGUUUUACCAUCAUUUUGAUCUUUCAUUCAAAGUAUUAACAACAAUCUGACUUUCAUUUGUAAAAAAAAGGCCUAAAUCAAUCAUUAAAUGAAUAUUUUUCUCAAACCUGUUAUUAUUAGCAUUGUUUAUGAAGGGCACUGCAGCCGGGAACUCACCAAAACUGUGCUGGCUCCCUUCAGGACCAGAAGUGGACACCCCAGUGUUUAUAGUAAUCUAACCCACCGACUCCAGAUGAGCGAGCUGAUGCUGAAAGACGAUGGCGGCGCUCAAGCUGAGACGUUUGCUCAGAGUGUCACACUUCUUGAGACAUUUCUAUUUAAGAGAAUAUACUGUGUUUCGUCUUAUCUCGUAAACCAAAACGCGUAAGACACCUGAGAGAUUAUUCCAGACGGAUUCAAAGGGAUGUUAUUUUCAUUAAAGGGAUUUAGUCCUGAUGGAUUUUUCUAAGGCUCCACUCCGUUUGAACAGACCUGUUAGAAAACUGUUUUGUCACAUUUCUGUUAAACUGAUCUCGAUGAUGUAGAGUUGCAGUAAUACUCACUUCAGUGGGAGGAGAAAAUGAAAUCUGCAGGCUUUCACAGCAGCAUCCCUGCACUGUGGGCUGCUUACUGUCAUUCGUAUCCUGUUCUAAGGAUUGUUUCAUGGCUGUUGGAGGUUGAUCUAAAACAGAUACUGUAUAAUAUCACACUCAUUUAAUCACUCUCCGUAUGCAGAGGCAGUGAGGUGAGGCAUAAGAAGUGAGGAUGUCCUUCAGUCUGCGUUCCAGGCAUGUUGCACUUUAAAGAAACUGGAAAUCAUCAGUCUUUCACAUUGGAGGAGGAGAAAAAGGAGGAUGCGCCUCCUUUUCAGCUCCUCUGUGCUUUUCUACUGAGCCGUCCCUUAAAGGGGUACUUCACCCAAAAUGAUUGGAACACUUCAUUUGUAUAUUUAAAGAAAUGGUUUGGUGGGAAAACAAGUGUUUUCCACUCACCCCAGAUGUGGCCGAUCAGCCAAGACAGGCCUUGCCUCUGUAGUCUAGAGCUGGAUCUACAAGGUUAACAUGGCCAACAAACACUAGAAGCCAAUAGUCACCCAGAUCUUUUCUGUAAAUGCAUUAAGGUCGUGCAGACUUGUCGAUGUGGUCAGUGUGACUUACUGAGAGCUGUAAAGAUGAUCAGAACUUCACCAUAUAGCUGAAUGCUGUGUAUUUCAAACAGCAGGUGUUGUGUCGGGAUUCUUUCCUCACACAAUCCGACCCCACUUCGCGUCCACACACAUCACACAGGCAUAUGGAUGCUAAACGACUUUCACAGUUUCUGUUGUUUUUAAUUAUAAACGUACAUCUUCUGUUGAAAGUUUCAGAUUAAACAGUUAUAAGAAUAAACGGCAGAACUCAUUUUGGACGUGUGUGCACAGAAAAUAUUUGGGUGACUAUUGGCUUCUAGUGUUGGGUAGCAUCAUUAGCUUUGUAGCCCCAGUUCUAAACUAAAGAAAGAGAAAUAUGGACACCAAAAAUGACACAUCUGGACUGAGUGGAAAAUUGUUCAGAUUAAUUAAUUGUUUAAAAGAAACACAUCGCUGUUUGGCGGAAAUCUCCAUUUUUGUUUUUCAGUUUUUGACAUAAUUUGAAAAUGCCUGUUGUUCUUUACAUUGUGUGUAAAUU
Messenger RNA from Colossoma macropomum (tambaqui), 4249 nucleotides. RefSeq names its product NEDD4 binding protein 3 (gene n4bp3). Gene Ontology annotation, cellular component: cytoplasmic vesicle. Bases 241 to 2043 code for a protein of 600 amino acids. The record is from RefSeq and is a predicted model, not a curated record. The transcript has 5 exons. Lineage: Eukaryota; Metazoa; Chordata; Actinopteri; Characiformes; Serrasalmidae.